CUGGGUUCAGGAAUCGCAGUCGAAGUUCCCGGUGGUGCUGCAAGAGUGGCUCCGGAGCAAUCCGAUGGAAUAGAUCCGUUUGAAAAGUAUCGAAAUGAGCCGAAAAAAAACUGGGAAAAUCGUGCGGAGUACGAGAGUGACUUGCUUCGAGUCGGUCCGGGCGAGCAAGGAAAGCCUGUUACCCUGCCAAAGGACCCUGAUGUCGAACGGGAAUCUUUGGCGUUAUACAAAGCGAAUGGCUACAAUGCGUACGUCUCCGAUCUUAUUUCAUUGAAUCGUUCUAUGAAGGACAUCCGUCAUCCUCAGUGCAAACAAAUGGAAUAUCAUUCUAAACUCCCAAUGGUCUCUGUGAUAUUCCCUAUGCAUGAGGAGCACAAUUCUACCCUCCUGCGUUCUGUCUAUUCCAUCAUGAACAGGUCUCCCAAAGAACUGUUGAAGGAGAUUAUACUAGUGGAUGACUUCAGUGAAAAGCCAUUUUUGAAGAAACCUCUCGAGGACUUCCUGAGACGUGAGAAGAUUGAUCACCUCGUCAAAGUGCUCCGGACAAAAAAACGAGAAGGACUCAUUCGUGCACGCCAACUUGGUGCAGAAAAAGCGACUGGAGAAAUUCUUGUUUUUUUGGAUUCUCAUUCGGAAGCAAACUACAAUUGGUUGCCUCCAUUGAUCGAUCCUAUAGUUGAAGACUACAGAACAGUCGUAUGUCCCUUUGUUGACGUGAUUGACUGUGACACUUAUGAAAUCCGUCCUCAAGAUGAGGGAGCACGAGGCUCGUUCGACUGGUCAUUCAACUAUAAGCGAUUACCGCUUACGAAGAAAGAUCGUGAGAAUCCCACAAAGCCAUUUCCAAGCCCUGUAAUGGCUGGCGGUUAUUUCGCAAUAUCGGCAAAAUGGUUUUGGGAACUUGGUGGUUAUGAUGAUGGUCUCGAUAUUUGGGGUGGCGAGCAGUACGAGCUGAGUUUUAAGGUGUGGCAAUGUCAUGGACGUAUGGUGGAUGCUCCAUGUUCUCGUGUAGGACAUAUUUAUCGUUGUAAAUAUAUGCCCUUCAAAAAUGCUGGAGUGGGCGAUUUUAUAAGCAGGAACUACAAAAGGGUCGCAGAGGUGUGGAUGGAUGAGUACAAGUACAAUUUGUAUAAACAUCGUGCCGGAGUCGGAACUGUAGACACAGGUGAUAUUUCUCGGCAAAAAGCUGUACGAGAGCGACUCAAAUGCAAAUCGUUCGAUUGGUUCAUGAAGGAAGUGGCAUUUGAUCAAGAUAAAUAUUACCCGGUUGUGGAGCCAGAGCCCUCUGCCAGCGGGGAAUUGCGUAACAAAGGAGCAGGCCUGUGUGUAGACACUCAAUUUAAAUUAGCAAAUCAACGAUUUGGAUUGCGAAAAUGUAUGAGCGAUAAACCCGAGUUGGGAGGUGAACAGAAUAUCCGACUAACUCGGUGGCAUGAUAUUCGCCCAUUCGGGCGUUCUGUAUGCUUUGAUGCAUCAACGUCAGAGGACAAAGCUCCUGUUGUUUUGUUCGACUGCCAUAGUAUGAAAGGGAACCAGCUCUUCAAAUACUAUGUUGAUACCGGACAAAUUUUCCAUCCGGUGUCAAGACAAUGCCUAUCAGCUGAACCGGAUGGUUCUGGCUUUGUCUUUAUGCAGAGAUGCAAUAUCGAUUCUCCAACUCAGCAAUGGGUUUGGCAGGUAUGGGUCUUUGAUAACUCUGUUUUUGAAACUCGAUAUUAUCUCAAAUCAGAGGAAUGA
This is a messenger RNA of Haemonchus placei, 1737 nucleotides long. The record is from the annotation of a GenBank genome assembly. NCBI's taxonomy places the organism in Eukaryota, Metazoa, Nematoda, Chromadorea, Rhabditida, Trichostrongylidae.